Messenger RNA from Hevea brasiliensis (rubber tree), 1433 nucleotides. RefSeq lists its product as uncharacterized. The coding region runs from base 82 to 1122 and encodes 346 amino acids. NCBI's taxonomy places the organism in Eukaryota, Viridiplantae, Streptophyta, Magnoliopsida, Malpighiales, Euphorbiaceae. Gene Ontology annotation, molecular function: protein binding. The transcript has 6 exons. The record is from RefSeq and is a predicted model, not a curated record.
GUACACAUUUUCUUUCGCAUCUCACGCUCUGUUUCCCCUAAAAGGAAAGUAAAGAGAGAAUGAAAAAAAGUAAGAGCAGACAUGGAAGAAGUGAUCAAUGAACUUACUGCCAAAGAAGAAGUAAAAGCAGUUGUGGAAGAAGAGAUCGGUGAACUUGCUAUCAAAGAGGAACAAACAGAAGUAAUAAAGGAACUAAGGGAUCUUCCACCAGCUCACUACAUAUUCAAGAUUGAAAACUUCUCUUACCUUUCUAAUGCAAAGGUAGAAAGCUAUGAAUCCAGUGAUUUUGAAGUUGGUGGACACAAAUGGAGGUUGUCUCUUUAUCCUAAAGGAAACAAGAAAGGAAAUGACAAGAAUGAACAUGUUUCUCUGUAUUUAGUACUAGCCGAAUCAAAUGCAUUCGCCUUGCAUAAAGAGGUUAAUGUGUACUUCAAGUUGUUUGUUUAUAAUCAAAUUCAGGAUAAGUAUUUGGUUGUUCAAGAUGCAAAGGGCAAGGUAAGGCGUUUUCGUGGAGCGAAAACAGAAUGGGGUUUUGACAAAUUAGUUUCUCUCAGUGCUUUUAAUGAUGCCUCAAAUGGAUACCUUGUUGAUGAUUGUUGCAUAUUUGGUGCUGAGAUUUUUGUUAUAGAACGUACUACCAAAGGUGAGUGCGUAUCUAUUGUGAAGGAGCUUGCUAAUAGCAAUACCUACACUUGGAAAAUUCAAAAGUUUUCAGAUUGGAACCAAGUAGGAUAUACAUCUCAGGUGUUUGUUAUUGGUGGAUACAAAUGGAGUUUGACGCUUUAUCCCAAUGGGUAUUCAGAAGAGAAAGGCAAAUGCUUGUCCAUGUUUUUACACUUGGAGGAUUCAAAACCUUUUUACUCUGGACAAAAGCUCUAUACUGGAUUCAUCCUGCGUGUGAGGGAUCAACUUUUUGGAGUUCAUCGUGAGCAAAAAGCUAAUAAUAAAUUCUGCACUUCCGCCAAUAAUUGGGGUUUCACAAAGCUUAUACCUCUCAGCGAUCUCAAUGAUGCAUCAAAGGGAUUCAUACUUGAUAAUACUGUGAUUGUUGAAGUCGAAAUUACUUUGAUGACAGUGAUCAAGGAGUUUGACAGUGAUCAAGGAGUUCUCUUAAAGUUAUAAUGGUACCAGCUCUUUGAGUUUUGGAUUAUGAAAAGAAUUGCAAAUUGUGUAAACUGGGGAAGACAUAAGAUUAGCUGCACUUCAAGAAGACAUAAGAUUAGCUGCACUUCAAGGUUUCCAUAAUGAUUAUGUUUUCUGCUCGUUGAAUUGGAAGUUCUUAAUAAUGUUUUCCGCAAUGAAUCGUCUCCUUCAGCUUGUAAUAACUUGUAGUGUUUGUGCUUGUUUUGCUCUUAUAUACUUGUUUAUCAUGUACGUAUGGUGUGAACAAAGAUAUUUGGGUAAACUAUAAUUUAGUCUCUGUAUUUUCAAAA